AUGGAAGACCCAAGUGAUGCGGCCAUUGGCUCUAUUGAUGUCGAUCUUGAUACCCAGGAGAUACUGCUGGCUGCAUCACAGCACGAUGUUGCAAAACUGCGCGAGCUUAUCCGCAGCAAUGAAAAGGACGAGAACCCCGCCAAUGCGAAAGACCCAGAGACGGGAUAUACGCCUUUGCAUGCAGCUAUAGCAGCAUGUGAACCUGAAAAGACCAAUGUUACAAAUGGCGAUACACGCGAGCAUACGACAAGUGAACAGGAGACGAUAGAAGGCGGGGUGAAGACGGUGAAAUUUUUGCUUCUAGAAGGAGCUAUAUGGAACGAUUUAGAUGCCAAUGACGAAACCCCCGGGUGUAUGGCCAGAAGGCUCGGGCUUACAGAGUUGUACCAGCUAAUGGUCGAUGCUGGAGUGCGCGCAGAGCUGUUAUUGAACCGGUUGGAGGGGUACGAGCAGCUAGAAGACGAGGAUGAAGAAACUGAGACUACAGAAGGGAAAGAGGCGGGGAAUGAUGCAGCUGAAGGUGAAAAGCCGGCUGAGGCAGCUGAUACGACGGCUGGAGAAGGGGCUGUCCAAGAUCCAAGUGUCAGUAAUGAGCAUUACCUGAGUUCCGGAUUGACAUUCCAGGAGAAUAGGCUGCUAGAUGGAGAUAAGAACGGAGUGAUGAUGGCGUGGGAAACCGGUAUAAUGGAAAAGUCAGCCAAAGCCUUGCUCCCUACGCCAGGACUUAGAGUGUUGAAUGUCGGACACGGCAUGGGAAUCGUUGACGGAAUUCUUCAGACUCUGCAACCAAGUGCCCACCAUAUCAUCGAGGCACAUCCAGCUGUGGUAGCAGAUAUGAAGAGCAAGGGAUGGCAUGAAAAGGAGGGAGUGACAGUACACGAAGGCAGGUGGCAAGACAUCCUACCCAAACUCGCUGCUGAGGGAGUGAUGUUUGACGCCAUCUACUAUGAUACCUUUGCUGAGUCGUACUCGGACUUCCGCGACUUUGCUUCAGAGCAUGUAAUAGCAUUGCUCGAGCCCGAGGGACGAUGGAGUUUCUUCAACGGCAUGGGGGCUGACAGGCAGAUCAGCUAUGAUGUGUACCAGAAGGUGGUGGAGAUGGACUUGAUGGAGGCUGGAUUUGAUAUCGACUGGACGGAUAUUGCAGUGCCUUCACUGGAGGGCGAGUGGGAGGGCGUCAGGAGGAAGUACUGGGUCGUCGAUAACUACAGACUGCCCUUGUGUAGAUACUCUGAUUAA
Trichophyton benhamiae CBS 112371 is the source of this 1239-nucleotide messenger RNA. RefSeq lists its product as uncharacterized. The record is from RefSeq and is a predicted model, not a curated record. The transcript has a single exon. Gene Ontology annotation, cellular component: cytoplasm; nucleus. The coding region runs from base 1 to 1239 and encodes 412 amino acids. Lineage: Eukaryota; Fungi; Ascomycota; Eurotiomycetes; Onygenales; Arthrodermataceae. Gene Ontology annotation, biological process: peptidyl-arginine methylation. Gene Ontology annotation, molecular function: protein arginine N5-methyltransferase activity.